UUUGUUUAAAUCGUUAGUUUAUUGGUUAGUCAAGUAGGGAUAGGAAGUAGGGCUAGUGGAAAGAAUAGGAUAGCAACUUCAAAUUUGAUCUAAAGAUGGCAGAAGGGAUGAACUCACGCUCGGUAGGAUUCCAGUUUUCUCCAACAUAUCUUAGUACAAAUCUAUUGUCGCCUUUGCGCUCACCUUACAGAGAAACGGUGCCAAUGACGAAUAUCAUAUUCGGCGGAACGUGUAGCAACCGUGUACGGGAAGAUUGGGGUGCGUAUGCGGGGGAUUAUGGAGGAAUAGGACAACAUACUGUAUGCAAAUAUGUUCCGAUGCCACCGAAAAAACUUGACUUUCCCAGAAGUCACCGACAUUAUAUUUCAGGAUUGAGCAAAGUUAUCCACAGUGUGGUUCAACCUCAUUCCAUCACUACUUUGCUGAGAAGUAAUUGUCGUCAAAACGAUCAAUUUAUUGAUCCACCGGUGUCGAUGAAAGAAAUAGGAAAAAUGAAAGAAGAUAGUGAUUUUGUACAAGAGCCAAGUUAUUCAUCCCAUAUUUGCCGCACUGCAAUGUUUCCACUGAGCACUCUUGAGGAAUACGAAGUAUUUCAGAUGAAUGAAUCAACGUUAUCUCCGAGACCACCAUUGUGUGAAAACACAUCGCGAGAAGUAUCAAAAGUAAUACGCAAUAGAUAUAAAUUGACAUCGUAUGAGAAAGACUAUGAAAGUCCGCAUAAAACAGGUUACAACAAGACAGAGAAACCAGAGCAAAUUGAAAAAGUGAAUUCAGAACCACCAUUGACUCAGCCAUGUCGAAUACCGAAGACAUUGAAAGCUCUUGCGAAAAAGGUUUUAGGGUUAGGGUCGUGGCCAUGCUGGCCAGCAGGAAAUCGUUACAUCAUUAGUACAGUUACUGGACAGAUCGUUGAAAAACGUGACAUUUUAUCGCUGGAUGAUUUACGAGAUUUUCGCCUCCUGCGUAAAAAGUGCCUGGAAAGUGAAGAACUAGAGGAAAAAAAGACUAACAAAAUAUCGCAAGAAAGAAAUGAGACUGAAUUCGAUGAAGAUUUGGCAAGGAACGACAACGUUGAAGAAUUAACGGAAAAAGUGUCGGAAACUGAUCCUGCCGAAAACUUGGUCAAGAAAAAUUUAGUUGAAGAUAAGCACAACGAAUUGCAGACAAGAUAUCUUCGAACAGCUAAGAAAUGGAAUAGAGAUUACGAAAAAUCGCCGGCACCGCUGUAUACACUACCCAAACUGCCUGCAUACACUAGGAAGCAGGAAAUCAACAAUCGUGGAAUGACAGCGGCAAUGUUGGAGGCAAACAGAGCUGAAGAAACUUUAUAUCUUCUUCUGAAAUCCUUGACAAAUGGCGCAGAGGAAGAAAGAUCAAACAGGAUGGCGCCUCCUGGAAUUCAUGCACAUUUGUAUGACAUGGAAAGAAGAGAACAUCCUGUUUUAUUGCCUCCAGAUCCACUGUACAAAACGCUGUCUUACUCCGGAGACAGGAUUGCAGAUAGACUUGGAGUUCGAUACAAGACAGUUGCAAUGAAAAGAUAUCACGGAAUUCACCCAGAAACUGUUCCAGAUUUGAGAGAUUUACGACCACCUGUUAGAAAAUGCAAAUGGCUGGGAUAUCACACUUCCAUGUUCCGCUAAAUCAGGAUUUAAUAUGAUAUUUUGCACUUUCAAGAAAAACUAUGCGCCUGGGUAAUUGGUGGAACAUGCCUGUAGGCCCACUUAAUCAAUGAUUAUCAGAAAACAGUCUAUAUAUGUCUAUUGAGAAGAUUCAGAAUCAUGUUAUAUUGUAUAAUUCACCAUGUACCACAUAUGAACGAUUUCUUGUGUUUUGAAAUUUAGAUAAAGAAGCAUUUUAUUCAAGUAUCCAUGCGCAAAAUAACCAAUAAAUCAUCUA
This is a messenger RNA of Styela clava, 1899 nucleotides long. RefSeq lists its product as uncharacterized. Lineage: Eukaryota; Metazoa; Chordata; Ascidiacea; Stolidobranchia; Styelidae. The record is from RefSeq and is a predicted model, not a curated record. Gene Ontology annotation, cellular component: centrosome.